This is a messenger RNA of Calliphora vicina (urban bluebottle blowfly), 1039 nucleotides long. RefSeq names its product glycerol-3-phosphate phosphatase-like. NCBI's taxonomy places the organism in Eukaryota, Metazoa, Arthropoda, Insecta, Diptera, Calliphoridae. Bases 1 to 1017 code for a protein of 338 amino acids. The record is from RefSeq and is a predicted model, not a curated record. Gene Ontology annotation, molecular function: phosphatase activity. The transcript has 4 exons.
AUGUACAAUAGUUUGAGAGUUAAGGUCAGGAAAGUUAGACGUAAAAGCUUUGCUAACAUUAAAAAGAUUUUAAAAGAUUAUUUGGUAAACAGUAUGAUUAACCCCAUAAAUAUAAAAAAUCUGGAGAAAAAGGCCUUUAAAGAAUGGCUGGAUUCGUUUGAUACUAUUUUAACGGAUUGUGAUGCUGUAUUAUGGCACGACGAUAACGUCAUACCCCAAGUACCCGACACCAUAAACCGCCUGAAAUCUUUGGACAAAAAUAUCUAUUUCGUUACCAACAAUGGCACUAAAACCCGUCAUUAUCUAUGGCUUAAAGCCGCCAAAAUGAAUUUUCAUAUAGAUGAGAACCACAUCAUAGCACCCACAUUUUCCAUAGCCGAAUAUCUGCAGCAAAAUUUACCCGCCGGCGAAAGAGUCUAUGUUAUUGGUAGUCCAGCUUUAGCCCAAGAAUUGAACAAUUUAAAUAUAAAAAAUAUGGGUAUGGGUGAGGAUUUGGUGCAAGGCGUUUGGGUUGAUAUGCUGAAGGAUGUUAAGAGAGAGACCAACAGUGAAAAAGUGGGAGCUUUGGUUGUAGGUUUCGAUGAACAUUUUAGUUUUGUUAAAAUGUUAAAGGCUAGCAAUAUUAUGGGCACUAAUCCAGAUUGUCUGUUUUUGGCUACAAAUGCCGAUGCUGUGCAUAGAUAUCCGGGUUUCGCUAUGCCGGGAACCGGGGCAAUUGUAAAGACUCUAGAGACUUGUUUGGGUUGUGAGGCUAUGAUGAUGGGUAAACCUAAUCCUUUAAUAUGUGAGAAUUUGAUUAAAUCUGGAGCUGUAGAUCCAACAAGGACUUUAAUGAUAGGGGAUAGUGCUAAAAUUGAUGUGUUAUUCGGCAAGAAUUGUGGCUUCCAAACGCUUUUGGUGGGCACGGGAAAUGAUAAAUGGUGUAAGGUCCAGGAAUUGGUAAAAAAUAAUGAAGAGGAAUUUAUUCCAAAUUAUUAUUUAGAUUCUUUAGGUGAUUUGUUAACAUUUUUAGGUUAGAUUUUCGGAUUUUUUUUUAAUA